UUUCUCUGCUUCUCACUGCUAACCAUUGGCAGUGGAUGGAGAGAUGUGGUGCUACCAAAGACCUGGGUUUGAAGCCCACCUCGUCACUGAGCUGCAGAAACAGCAACAGCGCAGCCAGUUCUGUGACACUCUGCUCAAGUCAGAAGGUGUGUCUGUGCCAGCACAUAGCUGCAUUCUGUCAGCAUUCAGCUCCCAGUUUUCCUCCGUUAUAUCCUCUACACCAGCGCCCCCAGCUGGACAGAGUCGUGUGGUGGAGUUUCGGGCUUUUGGUGCCUGCACCCUGCUGCACAUGAUGAGGCUGCUGUACUCUGGGGAGAUGGCGGGAGAGGGGGAGGAGGAAAGGCAAGAGGCAAUUUCUGCUGCAGCCAAGCUGGGCAUCCAUGGCCUCGUGGAAGUCUCAGAAAGGGGGUAUCAAGUCCAAAAUGGGGAAAGAGGAGGCCAUUACGUAGAUGUUGGUGUGCAGACAGAAUCGUUGCUGCGUGAGGAGAGCGGAGGUAGGCGGGGCAAAUGGAGAAGACAGGUGAGGGAUGGGUAUACACUUCUGUGGAAAGACACAGUGCCAAACGGUGAAAAGGACACAUGGACUCAGACGGAUGAGGUGCAGGGAAGCACCGCACACACGACUGAACCAGCAGCCUCCUUUGAGACACUUAAUAUACCUGCUUUGAAAAGUUUCGGACACUCAGAGCUCCAUUUUUGUCCCACCCACAUUCCUCGCGCCCCUGUAACUGUCAUUCACGCACACAAUGAAAACCAAAUCUCUGCACUCCCGUCUCUGCCCUCUGUUCCAGCAGCUUCUCUCGGGGAAUCGACUCCAGCUGGAUGCAGAUCUUUUGUUCUAGGUCAGCCCUAUGCCUCUGUGCCGUCGUCCUUUGCGGUCAGCCAUGUUUCUACAGCAGGUUCAAGCCAAACGUCCGUGUGUGCUGGUGACCAUCAGCAUUGUUGGGCAGACCUUCUAGAAACAGGAGGACAUGUGGCAGCUGAAAACGAGGACGAGGCAUAUGAGCAGUUUCAAGGCAACAUUCCAGGAUUCAUCACCUAUUUCCUAGAUAGAGGGAACAGUUCCCGCCGCAGGCGAGCGGGGAGGAGACGGGGAGCAGGAGUUGGCAGAGCCAGGAGGGCCUACCCGGUAGCGAGGAGACCACGAGGAGGAAGGGGAAUGGGGCUAAUGCAGACAGUGGAUGUUCAAAAGGUCGGGGUGAGUGUGUUUCACAGAAAAUGGGUCCAGAGGUGGACAGCGGAGGCACUCAGGACAGGUCAAGGGGGAGGAGCCACUGGCAGGAAAUUGCAGCUAAAAACCAGAGAUCUUCUGACAUCGUCCAAGACCUGUCAGAGCAGAAGGCCACACAGCAAAGUGUGGGAGGUCAGCGACACUGGAGAAGUGCUGCUACAAAGUAAGAGAGGAAGAGGUCGUGGCAAGAAAUCAAAUACAGCAGAGCGGCAGAGAGGUCGUCCUGUUGGUAGGGGUCGGCGAGGGAGACCCAAAUCAGCAGCAUCAGAUUCUACUGUUUUUACUCCCAUAACAUUCUACAACAGUCAUACCUCCGAUUCUCAGUUGACGUUGCCAUCUACAUCUGUUAGUAUGCUGUCAUGUCCAACCACCUAUGGGACUCCAGCGCCUGCCCUCCUUCACACCACCCAGCUCCCUCCUCUGACAACUCCACCUCAUGAGAAUCAUCAGGAAACUUUUGAAUGUCUGCUAGAAGAAGUUCUGUUGGGUCUCAACCUCGAUGCCGCUGGUCCACGUUGUCAUCCUCCUCCUACAGCAGGUGGCAGUAGUUGUAUUUUUUCCUCUCCUACCCUUAUCAGCAGUCAUCAAGAACAUUGCUCCACUGAGGGUGUUACUGGAGGAAAAGAGGGCACUGGAUUUAGCUCUGCAAACAGUGAAGAGCAGCAACAGGGAGAGGGACCGAUCAGUGACAUUCUGGACAGCUUUCUUCAGUCCUUUGAGCAACAUGUUGAGGCAUGCAACGCCAAGGAAGAAGCGGUGGCACACUGGCAGAGCGGUACAGAAGGCAGCCAGCUUCAGCCUGUGCUCAGCCAAAGCCAGACUCCUCAUCCAGAAAGCUCUGUUCAGCACACACAGGCUCCUGCAGGUUGUGGCUACACGCACAGUGAAGUCAGGCCUUCUCAAACUUCUCCUCAUGUGGACUCAGUCAGUGCUGUCCCACCCUUCAUCCACAGUGACGAUCACUGUCCAGAACAAGCAUCAGUUUCCAGAGUGACUGAGCCGCUGCACAGUGAUGACAUGAGCCUAGAAGCCACAAUGACCCAGGCGCCACCAGAGAUGGCGCCCGCACAGAGCCCCAUUACCCAAGCAAAAGCCAAACAGAUGAAGAGCAGUCAAACAGCUUGUGUUAAAUCAGUGGAGGAAAAGAGAACUUGCAUGAAGAAUCCUGUGUCCUUAAAGGCCCCAAUAACCAAAAUCACAAACGAUCCAAAAGACGAGCAGCAGCAGCAGAUUUCUGAAGGGAAGCAGCGUAAGAACGAGCCAGCGCAGGACACACAAGUUACUACAUUACAGGUACUCAUCAAUCAGGUCAAGAGUCCUGUAAAAACAAACACCAGUUCCUCAUCAAUAACGUGUCCACAUGAUACUGAAAGGAACCAGCAACCAGUAUCCUACAUGAAGACAUUCAGCCCCAAGAUGAAGAAAGUACAGCAGCCACAUUCAAGGGAAACACCACUCUGCCAACCUGUGCACAGUUCUCAAGAUGCCAGUACUCAGCUUGCCCAGCCUAUGAACCAAAACUUAACAGAAGUCACUGAAUGUAAGUUGAAAAGUAACAGGUCCCCCCAAAAUGGACAUCUUUAUUUAUCAGUCAGGGAGAGUUUAGUAGUCCCAAUUCAGCAGCAGCCUGUGGAGUCCUACAGUAGAGACAACCAAGGGACAAACCAAGGAAGACAUAAAGAACAAGAAGAAAGUCAAAAGACACGUGAAGAACAAGAGAAAAACACAGAAAUAUAUGAAGAACAAGAGAAAAAGCAACAAAUGGAUGAAGAAAAAAAGAAAAACAAGGAAAUACACAAAGAACAAAACAAGGGGAUACAUGAAGAACAAGAGAAAAACCAAGAAGGAGAUGAAGACCAAGAGAAUACUCAAGAAACAGCAGAGGAAAACCAAGGAACAUGUGAAGAAUCGACUGUACUCUCACAGGAACAGCUGAAAGGGUCAAUGAGGGUGGCAAGAAAAAGACAAAUGGAUGCAGUGGAGGAGAGGAGCACAGAUGCCACGGUGGUUAAGAGGAUUUGCAUUGAUGAAAUAUCACAGCCAGCAGCUGAGGCAAAUGUGUCCACCUGUGUUUGUGGCUUCAGUCCCACAGAGGAGGAAAUCUACAUGGAGGCCGCUGACGUAGACACCAACGAAGGAGAUGUUUCACAGAGAAACAUUGAUCCCAAAGAGGGACAGAAUGAAUAUUUGACAGAUGAAGAUCUUGAGAGCAGCAGUGAUUCGAUAGUUGACGUGGACGAGAACUGGGAUGAUAGCAGCUUUCUGCUGAAAAUGAAAGGUGAGCUCAGCCAGAUCUCUCCAUCCAGAGAGGCAGCAGGAGCACAUUGUGGUCAGAUGAAUCCUCUUGUUUUGCUGCACUCACACUCGUAUGAUGUUCAUGAAGAUGAAAAUGAAGAAUACAUCGACGUGAUUGAGGGGUGCAGUCCUGUUCCCGGUGUGGUAUGUAUCAACUGGAUGGAUUCUUCAGGAUGUGAAGAAGUGGAAGAAGAUGAAGAGAUUGAUGUGGUUGGACCCGCUAUGGAUUAUGCUUCAUCUUCUCUCAUGCUGUUCUCAAUGCUGUGA
This is a messenger RNA of Thalassophryne amazonica, 3793 nucleotides long. RefSeq lists its product as uncharacterized. The record is from RefSeq and is a predicted model, not a curated record. Lineage: Eukaryota; Metazoa; Chordata; Actinopteri; Batrachoidiformes; Batrachoididae. Bases 44 to 3793 code for a protein of 1249 amino acids. Gene Ontology annotation, biological process: positive regulation of transcription elongation by RNA polymerase II. Gene Ontology annotation, molecular function: protein binding. The transcript has 5 exons.